Messenger RNA from Homarus americanus (American lobster), 2755 nucleotides. RefSeq lists its product as uncharacterized. NCBI's taxonomy places the organism in Eukaryota, Metazoa, Arthropoda, Malacostraca, Decapoda, Nephropidae. The record is from RefSeq and is a predicted model, not a curated record. Gene Ontology annotation, biological process: adherens junction organization; multicellular organism development; cell morphogenesis. Gene Ontology annotation, cellular component: plasma membrane; adherens junction; catenin complex. Bases 983 to 2602 code for a protein of 539 amino acids. Gene Ontology annotation, molecular function: cadherin binding; calcium ion binding. The transcript is spliced from 5 exons.
AGUUAGUGGUGGCGGCGGAGGGGGUAGGAGAGGCAGUACAUGCUAUAGUACAGGUGAUGGUGGCAGACGUGAACGACAACCCACCAUACUUCCUACGACCUGAUCCUUACUUCACCGUCAUAGAGGAGGACGACCAGACCUACCCUCCACGAUAACUACGGUGGCGGCGAGAGACAGAGACAAGCAGGACCAGGGAGCGCUUCUCUACACGCUGAGCGGCGACGGUGUGGACGGCAUCACCCCAGCCGACGCCUUCUUCACCAUCAACCCCCGCACAGGAGAGCUCAUCCAACUGAGGGCGCUGGACCGUGACCCACCCCGGGGGAGGGAGGUGUGGAAGGUGCGGGUACAGGUGAGGGACGCCCAGGCUCAGCGGGUGCCUCAGGAGGAUGACAUUCUCCUCUACCCUGGACUCUCUGACCUACAUAACCCUCUCCCACACGCCAGAGUCCUGAGGGAUGCUGAAGGACCCAGUAUUAACGACAGAGGUGCAAGCAGAAGACAGCGUGAUGGUGUUCAAGAAAGGAGACCCAACAGAGGUGCCACUGAUGGGAAGAAGGGGAGAUGGGAAGGUGCAGCCAGAGAUAACACCGCGGGUAAACACAAUGAACAACACAACAUUACCAAACAUGGACGAGUAAGAAGUCCUGAGGAAAAGGAGAGAAGGAAAAACACAGCCACACAAAAGACAAGACAAUAUAAAAGGAAAAACAAUAUAUUGGAUAACAGUCGGACACAGUCUCAGAGCCAAGAGCAUGAAACUCUCAGUAGCUACUCCAGGUUGUCUGAAGAAGGAGGAGGAGGAGGAGGAGGAUCGGUGUCCGGGAGCCUCACCCCGCAGGGACACCAACUGAAGGAGUCUCGUGUUAUAAUUCAGUCAGGACACUCGGCGGGUGUUGCUGGGUGUCAAAACAUUUGUCCUCAAAUACACAAAACACCUACAGCUUAUCUAAACAAGGGAGUGAAGAGCGACGAGCGAGUGAUGGAGAGAGAAGUGGGUGAGGUCGGGGGUCGUCACUAUCCGAAGGUGGCAGCAACGAAUCUGGACGGAACUUUAGUUAACAGGAUACAACCGUCAGACGAAGAGGAACACGAGGUAACUACUUAUCAUAACAUUAAUACCGAACUUAGGAUAACCGAAGUGAGAGACAGACUGAGUGAAGACUAUCCUGAUGACCCGGGAGAGAGGACCGACAAACAGCUGACGCGGGAACACCUGAGUGAGAGAGCAGAUAAGGACGCAAGGUCCACAUCAACAAGAGUGCAGGAGAGAGGUCUUCUAGUUAUAGGCAGAGAUAAACGGAACUUGUUGAACAAAAGACAAGAACACCACAGUAGAUCAAGAGGUAUGUUCCUCUCUGUGGUGAACAAAACUAACCCCAGCACACCUCCACCUGACCUCACCUCUACCACACCUACAUCUAACCACAACUUCUCCAACACUUCUAUAAGUUUUUCCUCACAAUUCAACGAAAUCAGAGGAAGGAAACUCAGCGCCACAGAUAAAAGACUUAAGAGAAUACCAACGAAAUCCUCAAAUGUAAAAUCAACACCAGGAGAAGAUGCAGUUGAUUAUGCGGGAAGAACUAUGGAGUCAUUCCCAACUUCCGCCAUUAAUAACCUCAAACUUGGAACCAAAAUGGAGCCAGAAUAUUCUUGGCUUUCAUAUCAGGGAGAAAAAUACUCUACUUCAUUCCAGAGUUUGACUGAUGUAACAGGCUGGGAGACGGACCUGUCUUCAUCUGCAUUAGAAAAGUUUGAACACAGGAAUCAAAUGAAAGUCAAACAGAAGGAAAACGAUCAUAAAACACCUCAGAGGAGAUAUCAGGGACUUAUCCUCACCUCCUCACCAACGAUGAAUAAACCACUGGCUCUCAAGGUACACAACCAAGCGGGACUCACAACACAGACAAACGGACACAUUCCUAAGAUGACAAAUAAUAUGCUGAGAUUAAAAACUGACCCGAGCAACGAAAACUCACAGAUAAAUCACAAGAUGGAUGAUGAAGACUCUAGCAACAGGUCAGGGAAGGUCAUCACCAGAGGGGUAAUUAAUGCUUUCUCUAAGUCUCCCACCGGGGGUCAAAUGUUAACUCAUAACUACCCAUACACGUCGUCCCGGGGCACUAGAGCCGUCGCCUCGCCUCUCCACGACUAUUUCGAGAUGACGGAUAACUUAGGGGAAGGUGGAGGCGGUGGUGGAGGGUGUGAUGACGUGAGCGUGUUUGGUGGUGAACUACAGAACAGAAACAUGACAGAAGUGGGCGGCGACGGUGAUGUAACGUUACGAGGACGUGGGCGUUCUGGUGGGCGUGUAGGGCGUGUACAUGUGGUGGAGACGGUGGUGACGGUGUUCGUGAAGGACAUCAACGACAACCCUCCCGUCUUCCCCAACACCACCAUGUUCGGCGAGGUACAGGAGAACGGCCCCAUUGACCUCUCAGUGGGUGUGAUCUCCGCCUGGGACGCUGACGACACUACGGAAGGGACCAACGCCAGACUCACUUAUUCCAUCGAGAAGAACGUCAUCCAUGAACGUACGGGUGAAGCCAUCUUUAGGACCUCAGUCAGGCCUCAUCAGCACCGCCCUCUGUUGCCUUGACCGUGAAACUACACCUGAGUAUCACAUCCAGGUGGUUGCCUCUGAUGGUGGUGGACUGAAAGGGACGGGGACGGUGGUGGUGCGGCUGGCAGAUGUGAACGACAACUCACCGACUGGCACGACAGCUAUGGGACCUGGAGGUGGACGGACGUG